AUGCAGAUAAACCCGGUGUUUGUGGAGUCCACUGUAGUUUUGGCUGUGGUACUAUGUGUCCAUAUGGUGGUCUGGAACCAGCACUCCUGGUGCAGCAUAGCCCUUAUCAUCCAGGCUUUCUAUGUACAGCAUAAAUGGGACCGCCUACUCAGGUCAGGUGGUGCUGUAUUCCAGUUCCGUCCAACAGCAAAUAGUGGCAUUGUCCCCGCAUCCAUGGUGAUGCCCCUCCUGGGCCUUGUAUUGAGAGAAAGGUGCUCUGCCUCAGGGAAUGUCUACUUUGAGCGCUUCUCUAUGGUGGUCACCAUCACAGGCAUGAUAUUGGCUCUUUUCCUAUCCCUUAUUGCUCUAGGCAUCACUAGGCCUGUGCCCACAAACACUUGUGUGAUUGCUGGCAUGGCAGGGAGUGCAAUUCUUUACACUACCAAACAAACCCUGACAGUUUCUGAAGUUAUUGAGGUUCUGGAAGUACUAUUGAUCUUCGUCUACAUCAGCCUGAUUUUGUUAUACCUGCUCCCACGCUGCUUCACUCCUGGAGAGGCCCUCCUCAUCGUUGGAGGAAUCAGCUUCAUUGUAAACCAGCUCAUCAAGCGCUCCUUGAGCCUGGCAGAUGUCAAAGGUGACCCAGUGAACUAUUUCCUGCCUGUGGUAGUUGUGGGCUCACUGUUGCUGGGAGUUUUCUUUGCCCUUCUCUUCUGCUUCAUGGAGUCUGAGACCUGGGUGUCAUCACUCUUCUUCCACAUGAUGACUGCUGUUCUGGGUCUGGGAAUCCUCAUGCCAUGGCUAUCCUUGUUCAUUGGACGUCAUCCCAUCAUGUGGCUGUUGGAUUUUGUCACAUUAAAUGAGAGGAGACUCUGCUUGCUAGGGUACUGGGUGUUCCUGGCUAGUGUGGCUACCUGUGUUGUGCUACACCAGAACUACCAACGCCAGUCUGGGUCAAAGAAGCAUCAGGCCUCAACCGUGGUCAGGAAGUAUUUCCACUUGAUUGUGGUGGCGACAUAUGUCCCUGGACUGAUAUAUGAUAGACAACUGCUCCAUGUUGCAUCUAUGGGUUGCCUGGCAGUUUUCUUGCUCUUGGAGUAUGUGCGGUACUUUCGUAUCAAGCCACUCGGACAGCUCCUCAGGCAGUUACUCACAUUGUUCCUGGAUGAACGGGACUCGGGACCUCUCAUCUUGACCCAUAUCUACCUGCUCCUGGGCAUGUCUCUGCCAAUAUGGCUAUUUCCUGGGCCAUGUGCUCCUAAAGGGAUAUUGUCUGGUGCAGGCGGCCUAGUGCCUUAUGCAGGUGUUUUGGCUGUGGGAGUCGGAGACACUGUGGCAUCUGUGUUUGGCAGCACCAUGGGUGAGAUUCGCUGGCCUGGCACCAAGAAAACCAUGGAGGGGACUGCAACAUCUGUAUUUGCCCAAAUCAUAGCUGUGGCUAUGUUCCUCAUCUUUGAUGGGAGCAUUAACCUGAACUCCACCUAUUCCUGGAUUGUAGGAUCGAUCACACUGGUGGCCAUGCUGGAGGCCUACACCUCCCAGAUAGACAACCUCCUACUCCCGCUCUACCUCUUCAUUUUGCUACUGCUUUGAUUGCUUUUCACGGACAACACAACCAACAGGAUUACCAGACUCCUUAGCCCUGGCCUUGGCCCUCGCUCGGAG
Lampris incognitus (smalleye Pacific opah) is the source of this 1644-nucleotide messenger RNA. It is a transcript of the gene dolk, whose product is annotated as dolichol kinase. Gene Ontology annotation, molecular function: dolichol kinase activity. Bases 1 to 1572 code for a protein of 523 amino acids. Gene Ontology annotation, biological process: dolichyl monophosphate biosynthetic process. Gene Ontology annotation, cellular component: endoplasmic reticulum membrane. The transcript has a single exon. The record is from RefSeq and is a predicted model, not a curated record. Lineage: Eukaryota; Metazoa; Chordata; Actinopteri; Lampriformes; Lampridae.